CGCGAGGCUCCAUCACCAGUUCUCUCCGAUGUGAUCCCUUCCACCUCCCCUAUGCCCUCUUCGUCCUCCGCUGCAACGUCAGCGCGGCUGCGAUGGACCUCCUCCUCCACCACCUGUCGUGCCCCAACAGCAGCGGUGCGCAGCAGAUGAAGUCCAUCCCCCGUCUUCGCCUGCACCGUUGUGCGGCUGCGGCGGACCUUCUCCUCGGCCGCCUCCCGUCGUCUCGCUGGAGCGAUGGUGCGGAUGUGGCCCCUCUCCUCGUUCAGUGUCUGUCGUCCCCCCUGCAGUGGCGGCGGUGCGGCAACGAGUCCUCUCCUACUCCGCCAUGCACUGCUCGUCCUCCGCUGGUGCGACAGCGGCUCCUCUCUUAUUCCACCGCCUCUCGACCUUUACGGUGAUAGAAUCGAGCUACUCCUCCGCCACCUUCCGUUCUCCGAUCAUCCUCCUCGUCCUCCAAUGCCACAAUCCCCGACAAGCAAAUACAACCUUUACCUCAGUGGCGCGUACCCCAACCCCAACCCUCGCCCGAUUGGAGAGAGCGAUGGUCCGAAGGCUGCUGAAAGGAGACGGACGUCGAUGUUACUCUUCCAUAGGAGUGACAUUUUUAAGCGAUGUGGACCCUUAACCUUAACAUAUGGACACAAAGUCAUUUUUGGUAAUUCGAUUCUUAAAGAUCAUGUUUGGUACAGUUUUUCCCGGUUUUCCAAAGCUAUUUUUAGUUUCUCGUGUUAAGCUGUCUACAGUGGCUUAUCCAUUAUAUCUCAUAUCUCAUCAACCACUUUAAACUUCACUCGGUGAACAGUAUCUAUCUGCCGUGCAAAAGACUUCACUUGAUCAACCACUAUUUUAAACUUCACUUGAUCAACCAAACGAGGCAUAUAAUAAUAAAACAGGAUUGCCAUAGAUGAAUUAGACAGACACCACUACCAAUUUCAGUGCAGCACAAAGUAAGCAGCAACCAAUCAGACGGACAGUUCAGGUUCUAGAGCUCUGCUUCAGACAGACAGUUCACGUUCUAGAACUCUGCUUCUAAACAAGCAAAUUAUGAACCAGAAAGAACUCAUAUGUAAGGCUUCUGAGCAAAAUGGCACAACUUAUGUUACUAGACUCACGCCAAUUUCAAGUGUGCCCACACAAAUCAAACAAAACAAACUACACAAGCAGUACAAUUUGCUCAGCCUACUUAUCACAAUUCACAAUUGCACUCCACUAUCAGCAGGACAAACUGAAACAGAAUAGACCGAGACUCCUGUGUCACCAAUUUCAAAACAAGACGAACAACAUUCGAGACAACUAAAAAGAUCGCCUCCACAGGCAACGUGAUUAGCUCAACGAUGCAUACCAUAUUUCAUAGUGUUGCAGUAACACAUCGAUACAGAUAAUAAUAGCAUAUAAGUCUUCAGCAACUUGCCAUCAGUACAAGGAAACUAGUGGGGGACCAAAACACAAAGACAUGGCUAUAUCUACUUCUCCGAGGAGUUGGGGCCGCGUUUCUUGCCGAAUCCGACGACGGCGGUGACGAAGCGGCGGUUGUACUGCAUGCGCUUGUACGC
Molecule: messenger RNA, 1553 nt
Organism: Zea mays
Lineage: Eukaryota; Viridiplantae; Streptophyta; Magnoliopsida; Poales; Poaceae
Exons: 1
Coding region: 235-732 (165 amino acids)
Source: RefSeq, marked predicted